This is a messenger RNA of Lecanosticta acicola, 1569 nucleotides long. The record is from the annotation of a GenBank genome assembly. Lineage: Eukaryota; Fungi; Ascomycota; Dothideomycetes; Mycosphaerellales; Mycosphaerellaceae.
AUGGCUUCCGCAUCCGAGUCCGCAGACGACGUGAACACUCCCCCGCCGCCAAACGCUCCAACCGGUGGCAAGCCCAUGCUCGCCAGGCAACGCGCAAAGGAAGAGGCAGACGCAAGUGGGAGACAGCAGCCGAGGGGUGGCUACUUUCCACUCGGCUACAAAGAUGGCUUCUCGCAGUGGUGGGCUGCCAUCACCCCUGCGGUCGCUGAGCACAAGGUCAUGAGCUACAUACCCUACCUCCAGAAGCCGCCCACUCACGCUCAGACCGCAAGCGAACCUCCAACCACAUCGAACUCUUCAUUAAGCCUGGACAAGUCUACCGGUAGUGCUGUCGAGCCUGUGCAGCGGACGAGCAGCGUCAACGAUCCGUAUGGGCCGCGACAGUGGCGGAGCCAGAUGGUCCAGCUUGAUGGUAAGGACCGAGCCCUGAACGAGUUCAGCGUGGAGCGGCUCGGCGAGCAGGUUGACAACAACCUUGUAAUGCUUCACGGAUACGGGGCAGGUCUUGGAUUCUUCUACAAGAACUUUGAAGGACUCUCACGACAACCGAAUUGGAAACUGUACGCGCUGGAUCUUCUAGGUAUGGGGAGGAGCACCAGACCACCGUUCAGAAUACAUGCCAAGGAAAAGGAGGCGAAGGUUCGCGAGGCCGAGAGCUGGUUCGUGGAUGCGCUAGAGGAGUGGCGGCAAAAGAAGGGCAUCGAGAAAAUGACACUACUAGGACACAGUCUUGGGGGCUAUAUGGCAGUCUGCUAUGCUCUCAAGUACCCUGGACAUCUCAACAAACUCAUUCUGGCGUCGCCAGUAGGCAUACCAGAAGAUCCAUAUGCCGUCAAUGAAGACAUGCCCGAGCCAGGAGACAAUACCAUGGCCAACGAGUUUACACAAGACGCGGUUAGUGCGACUACCCAGAAAAAACAGCCUCCGCCUCGCAGAAAUAUGCCGAAGUGGUUGGUCACGCUCUGGGAUGCAAAUAUCUCGCCAUUCUCGCUCGUUCGUCUUUCAGGUCCUCUUGGACCCCGGUUGGUAUCAGGCUGGACGAGCAGGCGUUUCUCUCAUCUGCCAGCUGAGGAGUCGCAAGCUCUACACGACUACAGCUACUCUCUUUUCCGUCAAAGAGGCAGUGGAGAGUACGCGUUGGCUUACGUCCUAGCUCCUGGUGCCUUCGCAAGAUCGCCGCUCAUUCGCCGGAUUCAUGGCGUGGGCCGUCAAUUUCUUGAGGUGCAUAACGAGCCUGCUCCAGACAACGCGUCCUCGACUCCCUCCCAUGCAACUUUGAAAGUCAAGGAGACUGGCAUUCCCGUGGUGAUGAUGUACGGAGAGAACGACUGGAUGGACGUCGCUGGUGGCCUCGCUUCCGAAGAGCGGUUGAAGGAAGAGAAAGCAAAGGCCCUAGCACAAGCCUCAGAGAGGGAGAAGCAGCUCGAGAAUGGUGACGCCAAAGUCACCGUCAUCCGAAAGGCUGGUCAUCAUGUCUAUCUGGACGGCUGGGAACAGUUCAACGAAGAAAUUCGCGGGGAGAUGAAGGAUGUUGAAAAGCGGCAGAAGAGACUGUCUGCAUUCGUAUGA